AUGUCUACCGAGACACCCGUGGACCUCAAGAAGAAUGAGGUCCCAGCAACCGAUGCCAAGGCUACCAGCACAAACGACGAAGCUCAGAACGCUCUUUACAUUGAUCCCAAGGAUGAAGCGAGAGUUGUUAGGAAACUUGAUCUGUUCCUGACGCCGAUUCUCUUCGUCGUCUAUCUGUCCUGCUUCAUUGACAGGGCAAACAUAGGAAAUGUCAAGGUCGCUGGCAUGCCUGAAUCGAUUGGUGCCUCCCAAUCCCAGUACUCAAUCGCUGUGUCCAUUUUCUUCAUCACAUACGUCAUCAUCGAGAUCCCAUGCGUGAUUCUCGUCAAACGCUUCACGCCACGAUACAUUCUGACAUUUCUCUGCCUCGUCUGGACUGGCGCAACUAUUGCGAAUGGCUUUAUAGUCAACGUCGGUGGCCUCUACGCCUGCCGCCUGGCUCUAGGUGCCGCAGAAGGCGGUCUUUUCCCCUCGCUCAACAUGUACCUCACCUUGGUGUACAAGAGAGAUGAAAUGGCGAGGCGGGUUUCUUACCUUGUCUCCUGCGUCGCCCUGUCUGGUGCUAUCGGCGGACUGCUUGCGUACGGUCUGUUACAAAUGGACGGAGUCGGGGGACUACCGGGCUGGAGAUGGGUCUACAUCAUCGAAGGUGCCUUCAGUAUCGUCUGCGCUUUCGGAAUUUGGUUUGGUCUGCCUAGCGAUGUUCGACAAGCUUACUUCCUCAAUGAGAAGGACCGUGAGAUUAUGGAGAUCCGCCACCAGCAGAGAAUGUCAUACAUGGGAGAGGAUGUCUUCUCUUGGGAAGAAAUCAAACUGGCUGCCAGCGACCCAAAGGUCUGGCUAUGUGCCGGUACGCAAUUCUGCCAGAACAUUCUGAGCAAUGGCUUCGGCACCUUUCUCCCUGCCAUCUUGGCUGCAAUGGGCCACAGUAGACUGGCUGCUAACUACUUGACUAUCCCGGUCUAUGUUCUUGGCGCCAUCGGAUUCUUCACCUUCGCAUUCCUGUCCGACAAGUACCAAAAGUGCGGCCCUUUCAUUCUCUUCACAAACUCUCUGGGAGCUAUCGGAUACAUCCUUCUCAUCGCCGUCAGUAACAACUCUGUCAAGUACUUUGCCACCUUUGUAUGCACCAUUGCUGUCUACAACGGUACUGGCCUGAACCUUGCGUGGCUCAAUGUCAACAUGGCACCCCAGUACCGCCGGGCUACGGCCAUCGGUAUCCAGCAAACGAUCGGUAACUCGGCUGGAAUUGUCGCCGGACAGGUCUACCGUAAGUCUCCAUAUAUGCUCGGCCAUGGCUUUUCCCUCGGAUGUAUCGUCGUGGCCAACAUCCUGGUCUCUACUCAUCUUAUCUACCUCGUGAGGUCGAACAAGGAAAAGGCUGCCAUUCUGGCUGGAGAGGUAUCCGAUACUAGGAAGAAGACGACUGGUGACCGCGAUCUCGAGUUCAAGUAUCGCGUUUGA
Molecule: messenger RNA, 1464 nt
Organism: Ilyonectria robusta
Lineage: Eukaryota; Fungi; Ascomycota; Sordariomycetes; Hypocreales; Nectriaceae
Product: major facilitator superfamily domain-containing protein
Exons: 5
Coding region: 1-1464 (487 amino acids)
Biological process (GO): transmembrane transport
Cellular component (GO): membrane
Molecular function (GO): transmembrane transporter activity
Source: RefSeq, a predicted model, not a curated record